UGAGAUUUGGUUACCUCUUGGUAAACCCCAAGCCUACCCCUUCCAUCCAAAUGAACUCUUCACACACUCACAUAGUUUUUCUUGUUUGCAUAUGCAUAUCCGCCUUCAGAUACCCAAAUCUAUUGAAGAUCCAUUCUCUUAUCUCUUGAAUCUAUUACCAUCAACAUUUCAUACUAAGAAAGUGAGAAAAUCAAUUGAUGCCUGGCUCAUACGCUGGCCUUCCAUAUGUGCAAUUCUGCUUGGAGAUGGACUAUCUAGCUUCACUCCCAAAUCCCUAAACCCUCUGACUAUCAUCUUCUUUCAAUACAACAACGAUUUUCCGAUAGUUAACUAUUAUCACUUAUACAUACACUUUAACAUUUUCCCUUUUAUCCCAAAAGGGUUUUUCUUUCCUUUUUUUUAUAUAUAUACAUAUAUAUAUAUACAUAUAUAUAUAGCAAUCUGACCAGGGCAAAGCAGCAUAUAAAUGCUAAUGUGCUCAUUGGUCAUUUUUUAAUUUUUUAAAUAAAAUUAUUCUUUAAUCGUAUAGCUUGCUGGGAGAGUUUUUGUGCUGGAUACAACAGCGUCACAUACGAUAUGGUUCCUGUAAAUGGCUAUUCACAUUACUUAACAGCCGCUUGUGUUGAACUCGCUACUACGUACACAAAUGCCAUUGUAGAAGUUUUUGAAUCAAGAGUAAAGUCAUAUAUGAUGUAUGAGAUUUCAAAAUUAUUCACACAGCAAUUUUCAUAUAAGAAACAGUAUUUAUAACUAUUGCUAUCAAUGUAUCUGCAGUGGUUCGCCAGUCUGGCCCAAUGAACUACCUGAAAAGUACAACGAUAAAAAAAU
Messenger RNA from Cokeromyces recurvatus, 828 nucleotides. RefSeq lists its product as uncharacterized. Lineage: Eukaryota; Fungi; Mucoromycota; Mucoromycetes; Mucorales; Mucoraceae. The transcript is spliced from 2 exons. The record is from RefSeq and is a predicted model, not a curated record. The coding region runs from base 92 to 445 and encodes 117 amino acids.